Messenger RNA from Purpureocillium lilacinum, 1509 nucleotides. RefSeq lists its product as uncharacterized. Gene Ontology annotation, biological process: GABA catabolic process. Gene Ontology annotation, molecular function: succinate-semialdehyde dehydrogenase (NAD+) activity. Gene Ontology annotation, cellular component: cytoplasm. The record is from RefSeq and is a predicted model, not a curated record. NCBI's taxonomy places the organism in Eukaryota, Fungi, Ascomycota, Sordariomycetes, Hypocreales, Ophiocordycipitaceae.
AUGACGUCCACAGAACUGCCGUUUCAGCUCAGCGACAAGAGCCUCGGGCUGCUCGACUGCGUGGUCGACGGCAAGUCUGUCGGCGCCCGCUCUGGGAAGCGAUUCGACGUUGUCGACCCGGGUUCCGGCAAGGUCUGGGCUACGUGCCCGGAUUGCACUGACGACGACGUCGAUGCUGCCGUGCAGUCGUGCCAUAAGACCUUCCUCGAGUACUCCAAGUGGACGCCGCGGCGGCGGUCCCAGAUCCUGUCGAAAUGGCAUCAUCUCAUCACCGACGCUAAGGAGGACCUUGCUCGGAUCCUUGUCCACGAGACAGGCAAGCCCCUCGCCGAGGCAUACGGCGAAAUCGACUAUGCUCUGACCUUUACCUGGUGGUUCGUCGGCGAGGCUGAGCGAGCUCACGGCAGCUCCAUCGUCUCUGCCAUCCCCGGUCGCCGCGCCAUCACCAUCAAGCAGCCUAUCGGUGUCGCCGCCGCUCUCAUCCCAUGGAACUUCCCGAUCGCACUCUCCCUACGCAAGAUUGCCGCUGCCCUCGCCGCCGGCUGCACUAUGGUCGUCAAGCCCUCGCCCGAAACACCCAUUACAGUUCUUGCUGUUGCGCAGCUCGCUCUGCGCGCCGGCUUCCCACCCGGUGCGCUCAACGUCCUGACAACGAGUCUGGACAACACACCCAAGGUCGCCGAGGCGCUCUGCCUGCAUCCGCUUGUCAAAAAGAUCACAUUCACCGGCAGCACGCGGGUAGGAAAGAUCAUCACCGGGCUGUGCGCCAAGAACUUGAAGAAGUCGACGCUCGAGCUCGGAGGCAAUUGCCCCUUCAUCGUGUUCGACGAUGCCAACCUCGAGCAGACCAUGGGUCAACUCAUGGCACUCAAAUGGCGGCACGCAGGCCAGGCCUGCAUCUCGUCAAACAGGCUGUACGUACAGCGCGGCGUGCACGAUCGAUUCGUCGAGGAGCUCGUGAAGCAAACCUCGAAGCUCAAGGUCGGCCACGGCAUGGCUGAGGGCACGACCAUGGGGCCCGUCACCACGUCGCGAUCGCUCGACAAAGCCGAGGAUAUGGCCAAGGACGCACUGGCCAAGGGCGCGAAGACGGUGCUGGGAAACGGCAAGCGCAUGGACACCGCAAAGAGCAACGGCGGCUACUUCAUGGAGCCAACCGUGAUGACGGGCGUAACCGACGACAUGCUCAUGAGCCAAGACGAGAUCUUUGCGCCGCUGCUUGGUGUGUCCGUGUUCGACAACGAGGACGAGAUCGUGGCGCGGGCAAACAACACGAGCAUGGGCCUCGCGAGCUACGUCUUCACCAAGGACGUCGACCGGCUGUGGAGGAUGUUUGAGAAGCUCGAGGCCGGCAUGAUUGGACUGAACACGGGAAAUAGCUCGUCGUCGGAGGCGCCUUUUGGCGGUAUUAAGGAGAGUGGCGUAGGCAAGGAGAGUGGCAAGGACGUGGCCAUUGACGAAUUCUUGGUAACAAAGAACGGCACGUUGACGGUCGAGGGUCACUGGUGA